AUGGCGUGCGAGAACAGCAACGUUACUGCCAAUGGCGAUGGCCUGUGCAUGGCGACGCCCCGCGCUGACCCGCUUAACUGGGGGAAGGCGGCGGAGGAGCUGAUGGGCAGCCACCUCGACGAGGUGAAGCGGAUGGUGGCCGAGUACCGCCAGCCCUUGGUGAAGAUCGAGGGCGCCAGCCUCCGCAUCGCGCAGGUGGCCGCCGUGGCCGCCGGCGCUGGCGAGGCCCGCGUCGAGCUCGACGAGUCCGCCCGUGGCCGGGUCAAGGCCAGCAGCGACUGGGUCAUGAACAGCAUGAUGAACGGCACCGACAGCUACGGCGUCACCACCGGCUUCGGCGCCACGUCCCACAGGAGGACCAAGGAGGGCGGCGCUCUCCAGAGGGAGCUCAUCCGGUUCCUCAACGCUGGCGCAUUCGGCACCGGCACCGACGGCCACGUCCUGCCGGCCGAAGCCACGAGGGCGGCCAUGCUCGUCCGCAUCAACACCCUGCUCCAGGGGUACUCCGGCAUCCGCUUCGAGAUCCUGGAGGCGAUCGUCAAGCUGCUCAAUGCCAACGUCACGCCGUGCCUGCCGCUCCGCGGCACGGUCACCGCGUCCGGCGACCUCGUGCCGCUCUCCUACAUUGCCGGCCUCGUCACCGGGCGCGAGAACUCUGUUGCAGUCGCCCCGGAUGGCAGCAAGCCCAAGGAGGGUCUUGCGAUGGUGAACGGCACGGCCGUGGGCUCUGGCCUUGCCUCCACCGUGCUCUUUGAGGCGAACAUCCUAGCCAUCCUUGCCGAGGUCCUGUCCGCCGUGUUCUGCGAGGUCAUGAACGGCAAGCCGGAGUACACCGACCACCUGACCCACAAGCUGAAGCACCACCCGGGACAGAUCGAGGCGGCUGCCAUCAUGGAGCACAUCUUGGAGGGAAGCUCCUACAUGAAGCUUGCCAAGAAGCUCGGCGAGCUGGACCCGUUGAUGAAGCCGAAGCAGGACCGGUACGCGCUCCGCACGUCGCCGCAGUGGCUUGGCCCCCAGAUUGAGGUUAUCCGUGCCGCCACCAAGUCCAUUGAGCGCGAGAUCAACUCCGUCAACGACAACCCGCUCAUCGAUGUCGCCCGCAGCAAGGCUCUUCACGGUGGCAACUUCCAGGGCACGCCCAUCGGGGUGUCCAUGGACAACACCCGUCUCGCCAUCGCAGCCAUCGGCAAGCUCAUGUUUGCGCAGUUCUCUGAGCUCGUCAACGACUACUACAACAACGGCUUGCCCUCCAACCUGUCCGGUGGGCGCAACCCCAGCUUGGACUACGGCUUCAAGGGCGCCGAGAUCGCCAUGGCGUCCUACUGCUCUGAGCUGCAGUUCCUGGGGAACCCGGUCACCAACCACGUCCAGAGCGCGGAGCAGCACAACCAGGACGUGAACUCGCUCGGACUCAUCUCCUCCAGGAAGACCGCUGAGGCCAUCGAGAUCCUGAAGCUCAUGUCCUCGACGUUCCUGAUCGCCCUGUGCCAGGCGGUCGACCUGCGGCACAUCGAGGAGAACGUGAAGAGCGCCGUCAAGAGCUGCGUGAUGACGGUGGCGAAGAAGACUCUGAGCACCAACUCCACCGGCGAAGCUUCGCAACGUGCUCGUGGGCGCGCCCUCGCCAACGGCGCUGCCGAGUUCGACGCCGAGACAUCCGUGUUCGCCAAGGUCGCCCAGUUCGAGGAGGAGCUGCGCGCGGCGCUGCCCAAGGCGGUGGAGGCUGCACGGGCGGCUGUCGAGAACGGCACGGCAGCGGUACCAAACAGAAUCACCGAGUGCCGCUCCUACCCGCUCUACCGCUUCGUGCGCGAGGAGGUCGGAGCCGUGUACCUCACAGGCGAGAAGACGCGCUCUCCCGGCGAGGAGCUCAACAAGGUGCUCGUUGCCAUCAACCAGGGCAAGCACAUCGACCCGUUGCUCGAGUGCCUCAAGGAGUGGAACGGCGAGCCCCUGCCCAUCUGCUGA
This is a messenger RNA of Miscanthus lutarioriparius, 1971 nucleotides long. Lineage: Eukaryota; Viridiplantae; Streptophyta; Magnoliopsida; Poales; Poaceae. The record is from the annotation of a GenBank genome assembly.